Rotaria sp. Silwood2 is the source of this 240-nucleotide messenger RNA. The record is from the annotation of a GenBank genome assembly. Lineage: Eukaryota; Metazoa; Rotifera; Eurotatoria; Philodinida; Philodinidae.
AUGUUUCUUCAAAGCAAAGCAACAACUCGUAAUGAAUAUGAUACCAAUAUAAUUAAAGCAACAGCUAUUCGUGAAACAUUACCAAUUUUAUCAAUUCAUGACAUAAAACUUUUAUUAAUUCGUUUUGCUGAUGUACAACCAUGGAAUGAAGAUAUAGGUGGUGGUAACCGAGAAUUAAAUAUACGAUUGAUUCCAUGUGAAAUGAAUACAGUUUUUUAUGUUCCAACAUAUGAUGAUUAA